GUUGAUAAAAAAAGUUCUACAAACUUCAGUCAACGUAACUACCUACUUUGCCGACUCCUACACGAAAAGUAAACAGUUCACUUUUAUCUUAUUUCGUGUAUAAACGGUGUUAUCUAGCGUUGCUCUAAUUAUUAAAAUACCAGUGAUUCUACUGAAUACCGUAAAGUUAUCAGUCAAAAUUAUCACAAGAAAUACGAACAUAAAACUUUUCGGAAAUGUUGAAACACCUACUCCUCGCGUGUUUUCUAAUCGGCGUGGUUAACUCAUUAAAUUAUGAAGAAUAUUAUGAGGUAUUGGGGAUUUCAAAAGUAGCUUCAACAGGGGAGAUAAAACAAGCUUAUAAGAAACUUGCGGUUAAAUACCAUCCGGAUAAAAAUCCUACCGAAGAAGCUCACAAAAUGUUUGUAAAAAUAACAGAAGCUUACGAAGCAUUGAAAGAUCCAGAGAAGAGAUCUAACAAUGCAUAUAGUUUUAUGCACAAGCAACCAUUCUAUUCUGGGGAAGAGUAUGAUAGACUAUUACAUGAUGGCCUAUAUCAUAACGAUCCCUUCGUAGACAACUUGAACGAAGAUAAUUUCAACAACUACUUGAAGAAUGGAUUCUACUUCAUAAACUUCUAUUCACCAUUCUGCCCGCCUUGCCGUAAUUUAGCAAGCAGUUGGAAGAAGUUAGCAGAAGUGUACAAUGGAAUUGUUAAUAUAGCUGCUGUAAACUGUAAAAUUCAACCUCAGUUUUGUUUCAACCGAAUGCGUAUUCACAGUCAUCCGACACUUUUAUUUUAUCCUAACGGCAAAAGAGGCGGUGUCGUGUACUACAAUGGAGAUUUGAAACUGGAGGCUCUGGAGGAAUACAUAAUGAUGUUCCUACGCAACCAUAUGAACAUACCCACUAUAGACCAGCUUAGAAGCAAGGACAAACGCAUGGCGUACGUGCUAGGUUCCACUAUGAUUGAAAGGAAUGACCUCACUAGGAUCGCUUUUCAUUUGAAUGGCGUAGUAACCUUCGCUAUAGUAGAAGAUGAGGACCUUCGUAAAAAACUGACAUCCAAUGAACAUGCGACAGUUGUGUAUAAAUACAAGGAUGUUACCAAGGAAAUAGAAAGUGUGGAAGAAGAUGAAAUAGUAGACGAUAUCGUUCGUUAUUUACCCAAAGUUGAAGUUAUUGGGCCGGAGAAAUUUAAGAAAAUCAGAAACAGUUUGCGGUCAGGAUCACAAAAGACGUGGGCUUUCUUCUUUUCGACUAAAAACAAGAAUAGAUUACAGCUGCAUCAGAUGAUUAAUGCAUUCCCAGCUAUGAAUUUCGGUAAGUUCUAUGCACAACGAAAUAAUAAAAUUGUAGCUCAAUAUUAUUUAUGGUUAACAUGUUCAAAAUGA
Messenger RNA from Spodoptera littoralis (African cotton leafworm), 1373 nucleotides. NCBI's taxonomy places the organism in Eukaryota, Metazoa, Arthropoda, Insecta, Lepidoptera, Noctuidae. The record is from the annotation of a GenBank genome assembly.